Helobdella robusta is the source of this 534-nucleotide messenger RNA. RefSeq lists its product as hypothetical. The coding region runs from base 1 to 534 and encodes 177 amino acids. The record is from RefSeq and is a predicted model, not a curated record. Lineage: Eukaryota; Metazoa; Annelida; Clitellata; Rhynchobdellida; Glossiphoniidae. The transcript is spliced from 4 exons.
AUGGAUGCGAUAGAAGCUAUUCAAAUAUUACCGACUCUGAAAGACGCUUUGGAUCAGCUGGAAAUAAUACAAAAAGUUUCAUGUUAUUCGAAAACAGCAAAUAAGAAAGGCUUCAGUUCCAAAGCCCUCAAUGCCUACGCCUCUGCAUGUGACCAAGUCUUUACUUUUUUUCAUCUGACUCCGGAAAAUUUAAAAAAUCUUUCUGGAAGUAUGAGCCGAAAAUCGGAGUCGGAAGUCGGAGUCAGAAAUUUUUACACGGAGUCGAAGUCUAAAUUUUUUGAAGGGCCAGAGUCGAAGUCUGGAGACGGAUUUUUUGAGGGGCCGAAAUCGAAUACAGAGUCGGAUAUUUUUCAUCCGACUCCAACACUACAAAGCAAACCCACUUCGUUGGACGAGAAAUGCCUGCUUUCACUAAUGGCCAAAGCGUCAAAAUUUCUGGCCACGCCACUAAAAGAAAACAGAAUAAACAAUCUAGAAGUAGCUUCAAAGCAGGCGAAAGUUUGUAAAAUCAAGAAAAGUAUUAUAAAAGCGUGA